Elaeis guineensis (African oil palm) is the source of this 1437-nucleotide messenger RNA. Its product is annotated as probable pectin methylesterase CGR2. The record is from RefSeq and is a predicted model, not a curated record. Gene Ontology annotation, molecular function: methyltransferase activity. Gene Ontology annotation, biological process: pectin metabolic process. NCBI's taxonomy places the organism in Eukaryota, Viridiplantae, Streptophyta, Magnoliopsida, Arecales, Arecaceae.
GCAAAAAUUUUGGGGCAGCAAAUCCCAACAACCUCAUUCUCAUAUUCCUUGCAGCACAUGAAGCGCAAAUCAUCGCUGGAGUACAAACUGGCGAGAGCACGUCCGUUUAAUCAACAUUGCCGACACACGAUCUAAGAGUGAUUUUACCGUUUCUGGAUCGGGUCACCACCGCACUUACCUGCCUUUCGGGAGCCAAAACCGCGUCCGCCGUUUAGUGGCCUUCUCCCUCCCGCACUCGCUCGCUGGCUCUCAUAAGGCUGAGAGUGAAGAAAGGGUACCCUCUCUCAGAUCUCAGAUCUGGCGCUAAGACCUCCUAGAUCUCGCAUUCCGGCUCUCCAAUCCUGAGUGUAAGUGCUUGUAAUAUUGUCGGUGCAUAGACUGAUGGCGGCAAGGAGAGCAAUAAAUCCCUCUCGACGAUUGGCUGAUAGCGGAAGUGUUCCACUCGUCAGCUCACUACAUCAGAAGUCACGAACAUCUCCUUUACUAUCGAUUGGUUUGGUUCUCGUGGGCGCUUUUCUUCUCAUUGGUUACUCCUAUAGAGGCUCAGGUGGAUUUGUCAGCGACAAGGAAGCUAUAAGCAGGGGUGGAGGUGGUUCCUGUACAUUAGAAGUUCUACAAGCAAUUCCUAUUCUGAAGAAAGCAUAUGGAGAAAGUAUGCGUAAAGUUUUGCAUGUAGGCCCUGACACUUGUAAAGUGGUUUCUAAGUUGUUGAAAGAAGAUGGCGUUGAAGGCUGGGGUGUGGAACCUUAUGACUUGGAGGAUAUUGAUGCAAGCUGCAAGACCCUUGUGCGCAAAGGCUUUGUCCGUUUAGCUGAUAUCAAGUUUCCUCUACCAUACAGGCCAAAAUCAUUUUCCCUUGUCAUAGUGUCAGAUGCACUGGAUUACUUAUCUCCAAAGUAUCUUAACAAGACCCUUCCAGAUUUGGCAAGGGUAUCCUCAGAUGGUCUUGUUAUAUUUGCUGGCUAUCCAGGUCAGCAGAGAGCUAAGGUUUCUGAGCUGUCCAAAUUUGGAAGGCCGGCAAAAUUACGGAGUUCAUCUUGGUGGAUACGAUAUUUUGUUCAGAAUGGCUUAGAAGAGAAUGAAUCUGUCAUGAAGAAGUUUGAGCAGGCUGCAAGCAAGCGGUCAUACAAACCAAGCUGCCAAAUUUUCCACCUCAGCUCAUAGUAUUCAUUUUGGCAUACUUUCACAAAAAAUCAGAGCACAAUGAGGUCACUUUAAAACUCUUUUGUGUCAGGCAUUUUUCAUAUACUUCAGGUGGUUUGCUGCCUAUUAUCAUUUUGUGUUCUGAUUGUAAGAUUUUUGCUAUUAAUUGAUGGAAUUACUAUGAAAAUCUAUGAUUUAACCUGUUUUCCUGGUGCAUUAGUGUAAUUAAUGUUUGAAUUCCCUGUGAUGUGGUCGCAAGACUCAUCUCAGUCAUGUUUUGGUCUUGUUUUAAAA